Molecule: messenger RNA, 7716 nt
Organism: Pedinophyceae sp. YPF-701
Lineage: Eukaryota; Viridiplantae; Chlorophyta; Pedinophyceae
Source: the annotation of a GenBank genome assembly
AUGGAGGUCAACGAUGCAAGGGACCCUCAGGACAGCGCGCUGUGCUCGUUCCCGCUCCACUCCCUCGUCCAGCUCUCCCACGGCCUUGCGUCGCCGCAUUGGAUCGUCUACCCGAGCCACCUGCUCGCCUGCUGCGAGAGCGCGGCGUACAUCCUGCAGCACGGCGUCCCCACGAAGGACGAGGUCAGCGCGUUCCACCGCUUCCUGACCGACGUGCUCCCGGAGGCAACGCAGCGCAUCAUUUCCUGCUCCAAUCUUCCGGCGUGGAGCCCGGAGCUGCGGCGGGACUCGCUCCUGUCGUUCAUGGCCGCGGGCGACAUCGUCGUCGCGCUCGGGCGCCGGCGCGCGCAGCUGUCUGAGCUGGAGGCGGAGUGGCUGACGUGCACGCUGCGCGUCGUGGCCACCGCGCUGGCGCCGUUGACGGAGUUCCACGCCCACCACGCGUCCCAGCCGUGUCCGCCCGAGGCGACGUUCGGCGAUUCCUGGGCGACGUCGGAGCGCACGAGCGACGGCAGCCAGUUCGCGUGGCUCGUGGGCCUCCUCAACCGAUACGGCGCUUCGGGGACCAUCGAGACGUGUGCCCACAUUGUUGCAGAGCGCGGCGCUCCGUUCGCGGUCGUCGAGGCCGCCGCGCAGGCCCUGCACACCAUGCUGCACGACCUGGGCACUCUGCUGACCGCGCGCAGCCACAAAAUCGCCGUGGACGCCUUCCAGGCCGCCAUCGCGGGCGUGCGGCGCGCGGCCACGUCGGGCGACAUCGAGGCGCUCUCGCAGUGCGGCGACGACCGGAACUUGUCUGGGCUGUCGACGUUCCUGACGCGCUGCACGUCGGCGCUCUGUGCGGGCGUGGGCGUGGACGCGGCGAUCCCGCUGGCCGUGCGAACGCGCAUGCCGCUCGUCGAGGCGCUGCUGGCGCGGCGCGGGUUCAGUCCGUCGCUGUGCGGCGCGCGGGAGCUCAGCGCGGUGCUGCAGCUUCUGAGCCGGGGGCGGGGCGUCCUGAGCGACGACACCCCGGGGGGGCUCGGGCAGGAGGCGCGGGAGUGGCUGGGCCGGCUGACGGUGUCGCGGCGGCUCCUGCAGUCGCACCUGCACCAGGCGCAGUACAUGCGGGAGGUGCGCAAGGUAUUUUUGGAGCUCGCGGAGCUCGACAUGCUGCCGCGGGAGGCGCUGGAGGACUUGUGGCGCAUCGUGCAACGCCCCGACACCUUCCCGGCGGUCCGCGAGAGCCUCCUCGAGCUCCUCGCGGACCUCGCGCCGGCCCUCCCGGGCGACAGUCAGGCCGACCUUCUCGGCCGCGUCAGGGCCAUGCUGACCACAGGCGCCGAGGGGGCGCGGCAGGCCGGCGCGGUGCUCAUCCGCGCGGCCGAGGGCGACGGCAGCCGGCAGGCGGCGAUGGCGCGCGGGCUGCUGGACGCGCUGUGGCAUAUGCGGGUGAGCGAGUCGACGCGGCAGGAGUGGAGCCAGGUCGAGGCGGCAACGGCGUGCGUGCUCGAGGCGUACGGCAAGGCCUCGAAGCCCGCGCCCGCGGAGGAGUUCGUCCGGCGGCUGUUCGGGCUGCUGUGCGAGGGGGAGGCGAAGGAGUGGCGGGCGGCCGCGGCGAUGCUGGCGGCGGUGCUGCAACGGCUGCGCUACUUGGAAGAGGGCCACGGAGACGGGGAGCCGAUCCGGCUGUCCGGGUCCGUGCCGGCGGGCGCGCGCGAGCAGCUGCUGUCGCUGAUCGCGUCGUGCGCGGAGGAGGACCGCGGGACGGCGCUCGACGCGCGGUCGAGCGUGGCGUGUCUGCUGACGGUGCUGACGCACCACCACCGCAUCACGAAGACGAGCAUCGGCACGGAGGACCUCGACCGGAUCUGGGCGGCGAUGGGCGCGGCGCGCGUCGCGGCGUCGGGCCCGCGCGAGCGCGCGGCGGCCCUCGACUGCUUUGCCGAUUACUUUUUGCAAGCAGUCGACGAUUUCUCGAACGACGUGCUCCUGCGGCUCCUCGAGCAGCACCUGCGCGCCCUCGACGUCGACGACAUCACGAACGCCGCGCUCGCCCUCGUCUUCCAGGGCAUCCGCGCCUACCAGGCCCGGCUGGGCGCCCCAGGCGACGCCGCGCACCUCCCCGGGUUCGAAACGAUAUGGGCGUGCGCCCUGCGCGCGACGUCGCCGGAGCUGUCGCACACGGCGAUCAAGGUCGCGAUCAACCUGCACCAGGGCGACGUCGCGGGCGACAUGCGGCAAAAGAACUCCCGCGCACUCACGGCGCGGUGCGCGCAGGAGCUUGCGCUGUGCGCGGCGGCCCUGGACGCAGGCGGCGCAGCGGCUGCGGAGGCCGACGCUCGGGCCGCGCGGUGCUGCCGCGUGCUGCACCUGGUGGUCGCCGGUGCGCGGGACGCGCUGCGGGGCGUUCCGACGCUGCGCCCGCACAGCGCUGCGUUCAAGGCCUCGCUGGGCGUCCGCGACUGCAGAGUGCACUACCCGAGCACGACGAUGCAGCGGCUCUCGGUGCGGUUCGACCCGAACACGACCGUCGCGGACCUGCGCGCGCAGAUUCUGGGCGGUAACGACGAAACGAGGCUUCGAUUGACCUAUGCGGGAACGCACGCACGCUGCAUCGGGCUGGACCGUGAGACCAUGGCGAGCAUCCGCAUGGCCGACGGCACCGAGCUGCGCCUGCUCGAGGGCACCGGCGCCGGCGCCGAGGGUGGCGCGAACUCGGCCGAGGACGAGGCUGCUGCGGCGUGGGUGGCGACGCACCCGUGGGUGCAUCGGUGCUUGCUCUUCUGCGCGGGGAGCGCAGCCGCGGGGCGCGACACGCACGUCGCGGCACAGCAAUGCCUCGACGACCUGUGGACGUGGAAAGCCACCGUCGACGGCGUCGAGGCGGCCCUCGGCGCGGCGUCAGACGACGGCUCGAACAGAGAGGGUCUGCGCGGGCUCCUGGAGGCGUCGCUGCGCGGGGAGGCUGCGGACGGCGCGCACGCCGACAACGGAGGCAGCAGGGACGCGAUGAGCGCGCCGCCCACGUCGCUCCCGUCGCUGCCGGGCCCGAACCCAACCGUGCUGCUGUACGCUCUCGAGGCGUUGCGCGGGCAGCUGGACCCCGUGACGGGCCCGACCGCUUUCUCGCUGCGGCGCGUCGAGCAGCUGACGGACUCCGGCGAGCUCCCCCUGGUCCUCGACGCGGUCCUGGGGGCCCUGUCGUCGGAGACGCCCCCCUGUCGGUACGACACGGGGCGGCGCCUGGUCGCGGCCGCGCUGGCGAUCGCGCGCACGUGCGGGUCGCCCGUCGCGGACGCGCACGCCGCGAAGGACGACGGCGGCCGGCGGCUCCGCGGCUUCGUGAACUUCGCGGCCCGCGCAGUGGUGUGGCUCCUGUCGAGCCCCGCCGCGAAGGCGUCCCCGGAGCUCGAGCUGCACACCGACGAGGUCGUGUGCGCGCUGCGGCUGCUGGGGAACGGCGUGCACGCGUCCCCGCACGGCGUGCGCGAGCUCAUCGAGUGCCCUGUCAGCGCGGACCUCGUCGUGACGGCGCUGGUGAGCGCGGCACCGCAGGCAAUCGCGUCGGCGUGCCGGCGCAUGCUGCUGAACAGCGCAAUGGCGCACGACUCGAGCGACGACGCGAGCGUGCCGGACGCAGUCACGUGGAUCUUCCAGCGGCUCUCCGACGCGUACGACGCCACGUGCGGCCAGGGCGACGCCGCCACGCCCAACCCCGCGCAGCAGGUGCAGUUGUUUCUCAUUGUGCAGGCAGCGGCCUCGCGCGCGGCGAACGACUCGUCAGCGCCGCCGCACGUCGUCGAUGCGCGUCGGUCCUUCGCGCGGAAGUGGCUCGCGCGCCUCACGCAGGCCGUCCCGCGGAGCGCGCGGGACGACAUCGCGCCGCCGCACCAGGAGUGGCUGAGGCAGCUGCUCACCGCGACCGAGGCGCUCGUGCGCUUCGUCGGCGCGCCGAGCUCGAGCACGCCGGCGGAGGAGCCGCUCGUGGAGCGCUGCCUCGCGAUGCUCUUCCCGGAGGCCAUCGCGCAGCCUGGCCUGGCGACGCUGGUGGGCGCGGCGCCCGCGGAGCUCCCGCGGCUGGCCCGCGCGAACGGCAUGAGCCGCCCGGAGUCGGUGCCCGUCGUCGCGUGCCACUCGCCCGCGGCUCGCUCCGCGGCCAUGGCGGUGCUCGUCGCUAUCGCGCGCGCCAGCCUGCGCGACAAUGCGCGCAUCUGCGACAAGCUGUACGAGCUCCACCUCGAGCGCCUGCAGGCGCGGUCCGUCAACCUGCAGCCCUCGCUGCUUCCACCGCAGCCCAGCGGCUACGUCGGCCUCAAGAACGCCGCGGCGACGUGCUAUAUGAACAGCGUGGUCCAACAGCUCUUCAUGCAGCCCUCGAUCCGCGCCAACGUCCUCGGGACCCCCGCGCCGGGCGUGGACUUUGAUCUCACGCAGAACGGCGGGCCCGGCGCGCCGUCCGCGUCGGCGGGGGAGGAGUCGAUGCACGAGCAGCUGCGCGACAUCUUUGCGCACCUGGCCAUGUCACGGCAGGAGUACUUCAUCCCGCAGGCGUUCUGGCGCGCGUACAAGGACUACGACGGCAACCCGAUCGAUGUGCACGAGCACCAGGAUGCGUACGAGUUCGUCACGCGGCUGGCGGACAUGGUGGACCAGCCCCUGCUGGACGUGCGGCUGCGGCCGGCGCUGCAGUCGGUUCUGGGCGGGACCUUCGUCCACAAGGUCGCUUCGCGCGACCCGGACGGGUGCAACUGCCGCAGCGAGUCCACGGAGGGCUUCAUCAACGUCUCGGUGGACGUCGCGGGCCACUCAGGGCUGAUUGAGGCGCUGCGCGCGUACGUGCGCACGGAGCUGCUCGAGGGCGACAACCGCUACCACUGCGAGCCAUGCGGGCGCAAGGUCGACGCCAGCCGGCGCACGCUCUUCCGCGGGCUCCCGCACACGCUCCUGGUGCACCUCAAGCGGUUCGACUUUGACCACGACACCUUCCAGCGGCUGAAGAUCAGCGACCGGUUCGCGUUCCCGCGCGACCUCGACAUGACGGAGUUCACCGAGGCCGGGGAGGCCGAGCUCAGCGCCCACGGCAGCGUGGACACCGCCGCGGGCUGCCAGUACGAGCUGCGCGGCGUGGUGGUGCACUCCGGGAGCGCGUUCGCGGGCCACUACUACUCGUACAUCCAGGAGCGUGUUCCGGGCGAGGGCGGCGUGCCGACGGGCGGGCAGUGGCUGCGGUUCGAUGACACCUUGGUGACGCAGUGGGACAUUGAGGCCCUGGAGGAGGACUGCUACGGCGGGACAGCGACGGUCGGCGGCGCGACGAUGCUCCGGCCGAACAGCGCGUACAUGCUGGUGUACGAGCGCGUCGGGGACCCGGAGCCGUGCACGUCGCCCGAGGCGGCGGCGGCGGCCGCGAGCGCGGCCACGGCGUCGACGAUGCGUGCCGCUGCGCCGGAGGCCGCUACGUCGCCUGGAAGCGAGGUCGAGAAGAAGCUCGCGCUCAAGGACGUCGAGUUCGGGGGCUGGCCGGCCCGCGUCCCGGGCAGGAUCCACUCUCGCAUCGUCUUGGAGCGGCUCCUCGCGCUGCAGGAGCACCACACGCUCUGCAGGGACUACUGCACUCUGGUCAUGCGCCUGACCCAGAUCGGCUGCAAUGCACUGCACUCCUCCCCUCCCCCGCGCCCCACGGCGGAGCUCGCCUCCCCGCACAAGCGCCCGCGUACCGACCCCACCCAGACCGCCGACUGGAACCACCUCGCCGCGGCCCUCAGCUGCGUCGUGGCGGGGUUCCUUUUCGGGAUCUUCCUGCGCGUGCCCGACAGCGUGCACCCGUCGACCGCCACGAACCCCUCGUCCGAGGACUCCGACGACCAGGACGAGGAGCUCCCGGGCGGCGUCGAGCUCGCUCCGGCGGUCUGCUCUUGCAGCCCCGAGUGCGCCGCGAUGUUCCUGAGAGCGGCGGCGGCGCUGCGGUCCCCGGAGGGCCGCGCGCGCCACGGCUUCGGCGAGGACGAGUUCAUGCCGCCCGCGGUGACGCUGUCGGAUCUGUGCGUUCACGGCGGCGGUGCGGCGCCCACUGCGGCGGGCGACGCGCUGGCGGUGGCCACGACGAACGCCAGUGACCUGAUGACCAGCCCGGGCUCGGAGACCGGCGUCGCGGCGGUGGAGGCGCUCGAGGAGAUCGUGGCGGCGACGCUGGAGCACUUCGCGAUGAUCGUGCCGUCGAGCACGAACACCACGCGCCGGGCCAAGCUGGCGUUCACCCUGUCGCUCAACCUGCAGGAGCUGCUGGUGCGCCUGCUGCAGAUCCCGGUCGGCGCCGAGGUCGUUCUGCGGGUGUGCGUCGAGGAUCACGCGUCCCCUGACAGUAAGGGACUCGGCGUCGCGCUCAUGCGCAUGUGUCAGGAGCUCGCGUGCGCGCUGUCCAACAGCGCCGUGCAGAGCGUGCAGCGCAGGAGCGACGCAGAGCGCUGCGGCCUCGCCGCGCUCAUCGAGAUCGCGAAACGCAUCGACUGCCGCGGCGAUCCCGCCGUCGGCCAGGCCCACCCGCACAAGGUCGCGUGGGAGGCGCGCCGCGGCCAGGCGCGCAGUGUGUGCUGGUACCACGACGCAAAGUUCGCGUUCGACGUCUUUAACGACACCGAAGUGCUCUGGAACGUGUGCGACACGGCGCUCGAGCCUGGCAACGGCAACGCCGCGGACGCCAUGACCUACCUUGACCUGGUGUGCCACGGGAGGGCCGAUCUCUCGCGAGUUGUGGGGUAUCACCUGCUGGCUUCGAUGCAGCCCGUGGCCGCGCUGAACGACGGGCAGGGCGGGGGCAGCGGCCGGCGCGCGUCGCCGCGGUAUGCGGCGGUGUUCGACCUGGAGCCCGCGGGCGACGACCGGGAGGACUACGGGCCGCCGACGCUGUUUUGUAUGAUGCAGCUGGUGCGGUACGUGUGCGUCAGGGACACCCUGCAGCUCACGGCUUACAGGCUCCAGUACCUGCUGACGUGCGAGCCGGUCGGCGACGACGAGGCGGCGCAGGAGGGCCUGAUCGCCCUCAUGGACUGCGCACUGGAGGAGGGGCGGCUCUGCGCGGGCGUGCUGCGGCUCAUAGGCAUGCUGGCCAACGCCGUCGGGGUCGACAACUUCGCGCGGCUGCUCCUGGCCAUCAGCACCAAGUACGCCCGCCAGGACGCGCCCACGGACCCCCUGUCGCUACUCGCCGCGGCACUCUGUCAGACCAAGUCGUACGGCAGCAAGCGCGACGGAUGGGACGAGAGCGCGUCGAAGGCGGUUCUUCCGCCCCGGACCCGCCCCCCGCUCGCGUACCAAGGGCAGCUGCGGCAGUGGCGGACCGUCGUGGACACAGCCGUGCUGCCAGGCGCGGAGGCUGCCGCGGCGGUGCUGGACGUCGAGGCGGUGCUGCGGGCCGUGGCGGCGAUGCCGCAGUGCCCGCGCUCGUACGAGGAGAUCAUGCAGGCCGGGCAAGGCAUCGCGAUCGACGUCGUGACGCUCGUUGCCGAGCAGGACGGGCCGAACGUAGUGGGCGCCGAUCAGGAGGGCAUGGCGCUGUCUGACGCGGGCUCCGGACGGGAGGGGACUGGCGCAGAGGGGGAUAGGAACGGCGGGCCGAGCACGCCUGGGCAGGCGCAGAUCGGUCCGCAGGAGAGGCCAGCGGGUGAGGGGUUCGACGGAGACGGGCUGGCGGACUCGCCGCAGAGCAGCCACGGGUACCAGGCCGCGGCGCAGUGA